Cucurbita pepo subsp. pepo (vegetable marrow) is the source of this 2810-nucleotide messenger RNA. Its product is annotated as O-fucosyltransferase family protein. The record is from RefSeq and is a predicted model, not a curated record. NCBI's taxonomy places the organism in Eukaryota, Viridiplantae, Streptophyta, Magnoliopsida, Cucurbitales, Cucurbitaceae.
AAAUGGGACACUUGACUCAUUAAAAUUUACUUCACCUUAAAAUUAGCAAUUACCAAUUGUUUUUGUUCCCAUAAAGCCUGAAUUCUCUCCCUCUCAUUUCGAUUUCUCGGAUCCAACUUGGAUCCGUCAUCAUCUCCGAGAGAAAUGGCCUCCAUGGAUGACCUUCCAAUCUCUGUAAUGGGAUCUAAUUUCAAGCGAAACAGCCUCGUUGACGAGCCAGUUACUGAUGAGGAAGGCUCCGAUUCGCCAGAAAGCAGAGUCGGCAUUACCCAUGUGCGUUCUGGCUCGACCACGCCGAGGAAUCGUCAAGCCUCACCGACUCAUUCUCCCCGCCUCGGUCCUAGUCGAUUGGGGAGCUUUGAUCAAUCCUCCGGUGAUGUUCAUCACGCUUCUUCGUUUUCAGGGUUCAAGCUUUUCGGAUUUUCGUCGAAUGAGAGCUUGCACAAACUGAAAGUCGAUAGGCGGGUAAAGAAGAGGGCGGGGAUAGUGUGGUACCAGAGAAAGCGAUUCAAAGGGCUUUUGAUUAUUAUAUUGUUGGUCGGGAUGUUUUUCUUGGUGAAUUGGGUCAUGCUUUUGAGAUUACAAGAGCAAGAUGAUAUAAUUCAAGAACAUGAUGAUAACCAGGCCAAUUCCAAUCCUGAACUUCCUGGGAAUGUUUCUUCCCCGAAGAUUUCAGUUCAGGGAAAACGGAAGGCUGGUAGAAGGAAAUGGCCAAAGGGUAACUAUGGUAGAUUGUUGGCUUUGGCCGCUCAUGCAUUGGCGGAGCAGGGAGAAAAUAAACCUGAGCCCAAGGACUUAUGGCAAGAGCCAUUGCUUGCUUCAUCUGCUUGGAAGCCCUGUGCUGAUCAACGCAAUUGGGAGUCGAGCGUAGAGAGAAAUAAUGGAUACAUUAUGGUUACUGCAAACGGUGGAAUGAAUCAACAGCGAGUAGCUGUUUGCAAUGCUGUUGUUCUGGCACGGCUACUUAAUUCAUCUUUGGUUGUUCCCAGAUUUAUGUAUAGUAGCGUUUGGAAAGAUGUGAGUCAAUUCAGCGAUAUCUACCAGGAGGAACAUUUUAUUAACUACAUGACUCCUGACAUCCAUAUAGUGAAAGAACUUCCAGAUAAUUUACGAUCCUUAGAUUUGGAAGCGAUUGGAAGUGUGGUAACGGAUGCUGAUGUUGUUAAAGAGGCCAAGCCAAGUUUUUACUUGAAAAACAUUCUUCCUAUCAUAAAUAAGAAUAAGGUCGUGCAUUUUCUGGGUUUUGGUAAUCGAUUGGCGUUUGACCCAUUAUCAUUUGAGCUACAGAGACUUCGUUGCAGAUGCAAUUUUCAUGCUCUGAGGUUUGUUCCUAAAAUUCAAGAAACUGGUGCUUUGCUUCUUCAAAGGCUACGUCAACAAGAAAGCUACCCAGGGCCAUUGGAUAAACACCUUGUUGGUCCAUUUGCAAAAUCAACGAUGAAUGGAAACAAAGCUCGCUCUCCGAAAGCUUCCAGAUACCUAUCUCUACAUUUGAGAUUUGAGAUUGAUAUGGUAGCUCAUUCUCUUUGUGAAUUUGGUGGAGGAGAAGAAGAAAGGAAAGAGUUUGAAGCAUAUCGGGCAAUCCAUUUCCCAGCAUUGUCUCUUCUCCAGAAAACCACUAAAUUACCUUCUCCUGCCGAACUUAGGUCAGAAGGUCUUUGCCCCUUGACACCAGAGGAAGCAGUACUUAUGCUUGCUGCUCUUGGUUUCAAACGCAAGACAAAGAUAUUUGUGGCAGGCUCACAGAUAUAUGGAGGGAGUUCAAGGUUGACUGCUCUGACUAGCUUGUAUCCUAAUUUGGUUACAAAGGAGAAGUUGCUUUCAACAUCAGAGCUUCAACCUUUUAUGAACUUUUCUUCUCAGUUGGCGGCAUUGGACUACAUAGGCUGCACGGCUGCCAAUGCAUUUGCAAUGACAGAUUCUGGGAGUCAGUUGUCGUCUCUUGUAUCCGGUUAUCGGAUAUACUACGGUGGGGGAAGGAUGCCAACGAUUCGACCAAACAAACGAAGGCUUGCAAGCAUAUUUUCAAAGAACAACACUAUAGAAUGGCGAAUUUUUGAGAUAAGAGUUAGGAAAGCAGUUAGGCAAACCAAGCACGUCUUUACAAGGCCCAAAGGAAGGAGUGUUUAUAGGUAUCCACGGUGUAAAGAGUGUAUGUGCUGGACAGGCACCUGAUGCCCAACCAGUGAUGAUAUUGUGACUGAAGGAAGGUUCAGAUCUGCAGGGUGUGGCUGUGGUUCAGAGGCGUUGCACUGUCCUCCAGUGGUAUUUUUUAUGACAGCAGGAUCCCCAGGUAAUGAGCACAAGAAGUUUAUGUAGUCUUCAUAUUCUGUUUCAGGAAGAUGUUAGUUUUCUUUAUGUUUGAAUAGGGUUGGAUUGAAUCUGUUGCCUAAUGUUGAGAACUGAAUCGAUACAUUUGUAAGAACACGGGAAUAAAAAAACAGGUACAAAAUGUUGAAAAAUGGCAAAUAUAACUGACUGGAAUAUCAUCUGAUCAUAAAAACUUAAUCCCAUUUUUUGCUCGACAGGUAGGGUUCAUUCUAAGGUUCCUUAUUCCGGUUUUAAAGUUGAAGAAGCCCUUUUCCCUACCCCUGACCUAUGUCCUAUCUUAGGAAAGAGAUCAUAAAAAAAAGAUGCGCGAAAGGAAUUGAAAAUGAAAGAAGAAUCUUUGUUCACGAGAUAUGGAGUCGAGUGACUAUCCUGAAUCUCCUCUUCCCCUCCCCUAGUUUUUUUCGUUCUCGUCAAGAAUUGAUUUCUUUUUUUGUAUUGUGUAUUAUGAUUGAUCUGUAGUUCAAGGGCACUCUUCCUAA